Messenger RNA from Medicago truncatula (barrel medic), 3573 nucleotides. Its product is annotated as calcium-transporting ATPase 4, plasma membrane-type. Gene Ontology annotation, cellular component: plasma membrane; intracellular membrane-bounded organelle. Gene Ontology annotation, molecular function: ATP binding; P-type calcium transporter activity; calmodulin binding. NCBI's taxonomy places the organism in Eukaryota, Viridiplantae, Streptophyta, Magnoliopsida, Fabales, Fabaceae. Gene Ontology annotation, biological process: calcium ion transmembrane transport. The transcript is spliced from 7 exons. Bases 167 to 3238 code for a protein of 1023 amino acids. The record is from RefSeq and is a predicted model, not a curated record.
ACUGAAUGGCUUGUGAUCUACAGUAAUGUUUACUGAGUAGUCCACUUCUAAGUCAAGUCAACCAAACGAUGCGUUUAUGCCAUCCUGCUCAAUGAUAUAGAAUGAAAUUUGAAAGAAAAUUCAGUUUGGAGAUUGAGACUACACAGGGUCACUGAUCUGGAAUAACAUGGAGGGAUUUCUGAAAGACUUCGAAUUAGAGGAUAAGGAUCGGAGUAUAGAUGCGUUGAGCCGUUGGAGAAGCGCCGUCUCGCUGGUGAAGAAUCCCCGUAGAAGGUUCCGGAAUGCAGCGGAUCUCGGAAAACGUGUCCUGUUAGAUGAAAAGCAGGAAAAGUUUCGGACUGCACUAAAUGUUCAAAGAGCAGCUUUACAUUUUCACCCGACUGCUAUUGCUGAUCCUGAUAAUGUUGGAGUGCGUGUUGAUGGUUUUGAUAUUGAUCCAGAUUCAAUUGCAUCUCUUGUUCAUAACUAUGAUAACAAUGGUUUCAAAAAAAUUAAUGGAGUUGAAGGCAUUGCAAGGAAACUUCGUGUCUCAGUGGCAGCUGGUGUUAGGGAAGAUAGCCUAAAUACCCGGCAACUCUAUUUUGGGUUUAACCGCUAUGCAGAAAAACAUGCGAAACCUUUUCUUAAAUUUGUGUGGGAAUCAAUGCUAGACUCAACACUCAUUUUUCUUAUGGUUUGUUCCAUAGUUUUAAUAGGUGGAAAAUUUGCCACUGAAGGGUUGCUAGUAAAUGUGUAUGAUGAGGUUGGAAUUAUACUUGGUGUAUUCUUUUUGGUCGUAUUUACAUCUGUCAAUGAUUACCAUCAAUCAUUGAAGUUCUGCGAAUGGGACAGAGAGAACAAGAAUAUUUCAGUUAAGGUCACACGGGAUGGGAAAAGACAGAAGAUAUCGAUUUAUGAUCUCGUAGUAGGAGACAUUGUUCAUUUGUCAAUUGGGGAUCAAAUACCUGCUGAUGGGAUUUGCAUAUCAGGAAGUAAUUUACACAUCGACGAAUCAAGUUUAACUGGUCAGGUUGACCCAGUUUAUGUAAAUCAAGAAAACCCUUUUCUACUUUCGGGAACCAAAGUGAUAGAUGGGUCAGGGAAGAUGCUAGUGGCAGCUGUUGGCAUGAGGACUGAAUGGGGAAAGUUAGUGGAAGUUUUGAAUGACGUAGGGGUGGAGGAAACGCCAUUGCAGGUGAAACUGAACGGAGUUGCUACUAUUGUUGGUAAGAUUGGCUUGAGUUUUUCUCUUCUUACAUUAGCUGUGUUGGUGAUACAAUUUUUUGUGGAUAAAGCAACUCGCGGAGAUUUUACUAAUUGGUCCUCAAAAGAUGCUAUGAAGCUGCUGAACUACAUUAAUAUACUUGUGACAAUGAUAGUCAUUGCUGUUCCAGAAGGUUUACCAUUGGCCGUGACACUUAACCUUGCUUUUGCAACGAAAAGUUUAACAAAUGAUAGGGCACUAGUGAGGCAUCUUUCUGCAUGUGAAACAAUGGGUUCUGCCAGUUAUCUUUGCUUAGAUAAAACAGGGACAGUGACCUCCAAUUGCAUGGUGGUGAAUAAACUAUGGAUAUCUGGAGAAGUUGUGGAGAUGAAAGAUAAUAGGAAUGGAAAUAAACUGAAAGGAAAGAUAUCUGAAGAAGUUCUGAACAUACUUUUGCAGGCUUUAUUCCAAAAUAAUGCUUCCGAAAUGGUUAAGGAUAAACAAGGAAAGACCACAAUAUUGGGAACUUCAACAGAUUCAGCAUUGUUGGAAUUUGGCUUGCUGUUGGGGGGUAAUUUUGAUGUCCAAUGCCAAUUGUAUAGUAAACUUAAGAUUGAGUCUUUUAAUCCUGUUUACAAGAAGAUGACAGUCCUUGUUAGUCUUCCCAAUGGUGGACUAAGAGUUUUCUGUAAAGGUGCUUCUGAAAUAAUAAUUAAAAUGUGUGAAAAAAUCAUUGACUGCAAUGGAGAAUCUGUUGAUUUCCUUGAAAACCAUGCGAAGCAUGUCGAGCAUGUUCUAAAAGAUUUUGCCUCUGAACCUUUGAGAACUAUUUCUUUAGCUUACAAAGAUAUAAAUGUAAUCCCUACUGAAAACAACAUCCCUGAUAAUGGCUAUACACUGAUAGCCAUUGUAGGAAUCAAUGAUCCUAUACGCCUUGGUGUAAAAGACGUUGUUCAAACUUGUUUAGCUGCAGGAGUAACCAUUGCCAUGGUCACUGGUGAUGAUAUGAAUAUAGCUAGGACUAUUGCUAAAGAAUGUGGUAUACUCACCAAUAAUGGUUUAACCAUUGAAGGACAAGAAUUUCGGAACUUGUCUACAAUGCAUAUGAAGGUUACCAUACCACAAAUUCAGGUGAUGGCGCGAUUCCUACCACAUGACAAACACUCCAUUGUAGCUUCUCUGAAGGAUAUGUUUGGUGAGGUUGUUGCUGUUACUGGUGAUGGAAUCAGUGAUGCUCCUGCACUGCAUGAGGCACACAUUGGAGUUGCCAUGGGAUUAUCAGGAACAGAGAUUGCCAAAGAAAAUGCUGAUAUAAUUUUAAUGGAUGACAACAUCACAACUAUUGUCAAUAUUAUCAAAUGGGGACGUGCAGUAUACAUAAACAUUCAAAAAUUAGUGCAGUUUCAGUUAACAGCCAUUAUUGUUGCUCUGGUGAUCAACUUUAUUUCUGCUUCUGUCACAGGUUAUGUCCCGCUAACAGCUGUGCAAUUGCUUUGGGUCAACUUGAUCAUGGACAUCCUCUGCCCUUUAGCUCUUGUCAGUGAGCCACUUAACGAUGAACUUAUGAAGAGGCCUCCAGUUGGAAGGGGAGAAAAAUUUAUCACGAAUGCCAUGUGGAGGAAUAUUUUUGGCCAAAGCAUAUAUCAAGUUAUUGUCCUUGUGGUUCUUAAUUUUGAAGGGAAGAAUAUACUUAGUAUAAGUGGUUCAAAUGCAACUGAUGUGCUUAGAACUUUGAUCUUCAACUCCUUUAUAUUUUUUCAGGUAUUCAAUGAGAUAAACUGCAGAGAGAUAGAAAAGAUAAACAUUUUCAAAGGCAUUUUAAACAGCUGGGCGUUUUUGGUCAUAAUUUUCUCAACAGUUGCAAUUCAAGUAAUCAUUGUGCAGUUCCUUGGCAAUUUUGCCUGUACAGUGUCUCUGAACUUGGAGCUCUGGUUAAUCAGUGUUUUAAUUGGUGCUACUAGCAUGCUUAUAGCUUGUCUUCUGAAGUGCUUCCCAAUUGAAAGACAUGUAAGUAUUCGCCGUGAUGGUUACCAGGCACUUUCUGCACAACCAUAGCUAGCACACAAUUCAGGAAGAAUAUGGUGUUCCCUGAACUUUCUUUCUUGUUUCAUAUUCAUCUUUGGCUCCUUGAAGUUUCCUUUCGCGGAAUAUUGGCAUCAUUAUCACGACCUUACCUGUAUCAUGUCAUGAUCGGUGCAUAAGCUAAACUGAGAUUUCGAUCUUCUCAUGUUGUAAUUUCUCUUAUGUGGAAAAUCUCACAAAUCCGCUUGUUCUUUUUAUUUGAUUUAAGUUAUUUGAUUCAACAAGUUUUAAAAGUGAGUUCUCCCACAUAACCUUCAUAUACUUUUGUUUUGUAUUGUGUUGCGAAAAAACUAAUUUUCUCAAAAGAA